AUGUCUUCCAUCUCCAUCAAACCCCCAAAAGUCCAUUCUACCGCUGGACACAACUGUGCCCCACCAAACGACUUCAUAAUCGGCACAUGGCACGUAACCCACUCCACCCUCCCGCUAUGGAAAAACAAGCGCAACGUCAACAUCACCUACAAGCUCCUCCCCGCAGAUUCAGCCGGGGUCCAAAAGCUAGAUGACCUGGUCCAAUAUCAAGGCAUUGACUCUGAGAAAAUCAAAUCUGUCCAUGGCAUCGACACCCCAACGCCAGGGAAUCCCGGCGCAUGGGAUUGGCGUGGCAAAGGCUGGCUGAUUAUUGCGAGUUCGCAUUGGGAGUGUCUUGGGUUCGGGGGCGAUGAUGAGAAGUGGAUUGUCACGUACUUUGCUAAAACGAUCUUCACGCCUGCUGGUAUUGAUAUCUACUCUCGGGAUAAGGAGGGGCUUUCGGAGAGUACUGUCGAUCAGAUACUCAAUUCUCUUAGGGGGCUUGGGAUCAAGGAGAUGACUGAUCUUGCUGAUAGCGUUUUUCGGAUUCCUCAUAACUAG
This is a messenger RNA of Penicillium griseofulvum, 540 nucleotides long. RefSeq lists its product as uncharacterized. Lineage: Eukaryota; Fungi; Ascomycota; Eurotiomycetes; Eurotiales; Aspergillaceae. The record is from RefSeq and is a predicted model, not a curated record. Bases 1 to 540 code for a protein of 179 amino acids. The transcript has a single exon.